UUCUGAAUGGAGCAACAGCCACACUGCGCUACCGAAGAUGACGUAACCGCCGCAGCCACCAGCGCCGUUUCGAAAUCCGAUAACCCGCGCGUGGGGACGCGCCACCCUGUCUACCGCGGCGUCCGGAAGCGGCGGUGGGGCAAAUGGGUGUCUGAAAUUCGGGAGCCACGCAAGAAGUCUCGCAUAUGGCUCGGUUCCUUCUCGGCGCCGGAGAUGGCGGCGAAGGCCUACGACGUCGCCGCCUACUGCCUGAAGGGACGCAAGGCGCAGCUCAAUUUCCCCGACGAGGUGCACCACCUUCCGCCGCUGCCUCCGCCGUCAGUCUGCACCGCCAGGGACAUUCAGGCGGCGGCUGCCAAGGCGGCUCACAUGAUGAUGAAGGCCGCUUCGCCUGAGAAGAGCAGCAUUACUUCCGACGGCGAUGGCGACAGCGGCGGCGAUGAUUUUUGGGGUGAGAUAGAGCUGCCGGAGCUCAUGAACAGCAACUUGUGGACUUCCUCCGGCGAAAUCACGGCGUUUCCGGAGGCUGAGCUUCCGCCGCAACAACCUUUCACGGCGUGCCUAUAGUGUGUAUUAUUAUGGAAAACUGUUUUGUGUUU
Molecule: messenger RNA, 599 nt
Organism: Gastrolobium bilobum
Lineage: Eukaryota; Viridiplantae; Streptophyta; Magnoliopsida; Fabales; Fabaceae
Product: ethylene-responsive transcription factor ERF023-like
Exons: 1
Coding region: 7-567 (186 amino acids)
Biological process (GO): regulation of DNA-templated transcription
Molecular function (GO): DNA-binding transcription factor activity; DNA binding
Source: RefSeq, a predicted model, not a curated record